Messenger RNA from Prunus armeniaca (apricot), 186 nucleotides. Lineage: Eukaryota; Viridiplantae; Streptophyta; Magnoliopsida; Rosales; Rosaceae. The record is from the annotation of a GenBank genome assembly.
AUGUCUGAUAGCGAGUCAUAUUCCGAGCGCGAGCCCAACGCUUUCGACGAGGAGUCAUCGGACGGUCUCUUUGACUCCGAUGGUGAAGCGGCAGGCCUGGUGCCGAGGGCGGGAGCGAUACCGACGUCGAGAUACUCGGCGAAGGGCCCAGCUCUAUCCCGACGCACGGAAUCGGAAAGGGACUGA